Molecule: messenger RNA, 5285 nt
Organism: Dreissena polymorpha
Lineage: Eukaryota; Metazoa; Mollusca; Bivalvia; Myida; Dreissenidae
Product: protein FAM199X-like
Exons: 7
Coding region: 245-1216 (323 amino acids)
Source: RefSeq, a predicted model, not a curated record
UAAAUCAAGCUCUCCGACAAAAAGCUUUCACCAAUCAGCGACUUGUUAACAUAAUGCGACAUGAAAUCUAACCAAUGAAAUGUAGCGUAUCUUCAAUAAUUACAUGACGUUUCCACAUGAAAUCCACGUUGACGCCGACAAUACAAAAUAGACAUAUUUUUAAGCAAAUAAUGUAGUAACUAAGUGUGUUUGUCGGAAAAAAAUCAAGUUAUAUGUUUCUGGUUUCCAUAAAGACCAAUAGACAAUGUUGUCAGACGCCCCAUUUCUCAGCCCUUGGUCCCCAGAUGUGCUGCUGACAAGAGAUAACACAUGGCCUGUAGCAGAUGAUUCAGAUGAAGAAAGUCUAGACUUGUGGAAUGUUGGUUCUAGAUUAAGCGAUGAAGCUGUGAACGUUGCAUGUUCAGAGUGUAGUAGUGAAGAUAUGCAGGGUGAAGAUGAUGUAUUCCCGGUUGACGUACAGUUCUCUCACUGCUUGAAUUCUCUAGAAUCUGACCUGAAUGAUUUAAUUGAUUCCACUGCAAUGGUUAAUGUGGGUUGGACAGACUGGGACAUCAGCAUGACCUGUAGCAGCAACAACAUUAACAACAGUAGCAGCACCUGCUCAAGUCCCACAAGUAUUAACAGCAGCAGCAGUGGUGGUGGUGGUACUCUCUCCGAUUGGUCCCCAUCCUAUAUGCCUGUCCCGGAGGCGUCCCAGGCCUUCACAUGUACCACUCUGGCCACCAGUUGUAAAACAAAGUCUAAAUCAUCAAGGCAUCCAGUAUGCCAGAAAUGGAAAAACAUGUCAGAUAAUGAAAGAUUUAAACUAAUUGAUGAACUUUCAUUAACUAUCAGUCAUCAACUGGAAUUUAGAGAGCAAAUGGAAAUCAUCAAAAUUAUAGACCCAGCUGCAAACUUGAAUAAACAUCGCACAGAAUUUGUUAUUGACCUGUAUGCUAUAGACGAAGGCAAAUUGAGGAGAAUUCAGGACCUCGUUAAUCUGCACUGUGACCCGUCAGACCACCUUGGAGCUACCAACACUCACAAUUCCAACACUCCCUGCAAGGGCUCCAAGAGAAGUAAAAGUCAAGACAGACGACCGAAGGUUGCAAGACAGAGGACACAAAAGGAGUACCGACAGAAGUUGAAAGAGAGGAGAAGUGGACUCUUUGUUCAGGAAGAGCGUCUAGCAGUGUCUACAGCAAUCAUGGAGGAAGAGAUAGACGUGUUAGGAUGACACGAGUUUAAAUUCUUUUUGAGCUUAUAUCUGCCACCUCCAAGAUAUUUUUGUUCAGUUUUUGACCAAUCGCCAAAUUUACACUUGUGUUUCUUUUAUAAUGUGUCCAAUGUACAAUUAAUACAUGAAUUAUUUUUUUUAUACAUUAAGUUUAUGUAAACAUUAUAUUUGUAAAAAUAGGAUGAUAUGGCAUAUUGCUAAUCAUGCCAUUGCCCACAAGACUUUAUGAAGUCCUGUCUUUUUGAUAGUUAAUUUAUGAUGUUGGACAUUUUGCACUUGCAAAAUCAAUUAAAUUUAAUAAAGAACAAAAUCGUGUACAUACUGAAACAUAAAAGCACAAAACUUAAAGAUUUGUGCACAACAAUGAAUUUUGAACAGUCUGCAAAAUGCAUUUAUGGUUUUGAUCUCAUAUCAUGUUUCCUGUUAAAUAUAUAUUUAUUUAAAACUGUUGAACUAUAGCUGCAAGAAAUAUACAGUUUUCAGAAGUAAUUAUAUUCUAAAGGUGUUGGUUGAUUCAUGAUUACUUGAGGCAAUAUUGAAAUAAUCCAUUUUGGAUGUUACUGGAUGGUUUGGAAUGCAACACAAUAUUAUGUUAUUAUACCCCCCACAAACGAAGUUUUAGGGGGGUAUACAUGUAUAGAAGUGAGCUUGUAUGUCAGUCUUGUCGGUCGGUCGGUCCGUAUUAAGUGUCCACUCUCUAAUUCAAGUUGUUUUCAUUCUAUCUUCACAAAACUUGGUAAGAUGUUGUACUCAGAUGAUGUCUAGGUCAAGUUCGAAUAUUGGUUGUGCCAGGUCCAAAACUAGGUCAUGGGUUAACUUAGUGCGUUUUAAGCAUUUAGCAUGGUGUCCGCUCUCUAAAUUAAGUAGUUUUCAUCCCAGCUUCACCAAACUUGGUCAGAAGUUGCAUCUAGAUGAUGUCUAGGCCAAGAUCAAACAUGGGUCAUGGUGGGUAAAAACUAGGUCACAGGGUCACUUAGUGCGAUUUAAACAUUGAGCAUGGUGUCUGCUCUCUAAUUCAAGUAGUUUUCAUCCAAUCUUCACCAAACUUGGUCAGAAGUUGUAUCUGGAUAAUGUCUAGGUCAAGUUUGAAUAUGGGUCAUGCUGGUCCCAAAACUAGGUCACGGGGUCACUUAGUGCUUUUUUAGCUCAUCUAUUUUUAAAAAAAUAAUUAUGAGCUAUUGUCAUCACCUUGGCGUCGGCGUCCGGUUAAGUUUUGCGUUUAGGUCCAUUUUUCUCAUAAAUUUUUCUCAUUUUUGGUUGUACCAAAACCUUAACAUUGGCCAUAACUUUUUAAAUAUUGAAGAUAGCACCUUGAUAUUUCGCGUGCAUGUGUAUCUCUUGGAGCUGCACAUUUUGAGUGUUAAAUUUUCAAGGUGAACAUCAUCCUUCAAGGUCUAGGGUCGAAAAAUCUAAGUCAAGGGAAGUAAUAAGCUUUAAAUGGACAUAGUUAUCUGACCUGCCUAUGUUUAUAUUUUUGUUAAAUAAAUCAAAGCGGCGCACUAGGUGGGAUUGUGUUUCUGAAAAAUACAUUGUGUAAAAGGUCAAGGUCAUCCUUUACGGUCUACGGUAAAAAAUACAGAUUUAAGGGAAGUAAUAAGCUUUAAAAAGGGAGAAAAUUAUUCAAUAUUGAACAUAGCCACUUUAUAUAUUUGGCAUGCAUGUGUAUCUCAUGAAGCUGCACAUUUUGAGUGGUGGCAGUUCAAGGUUAAGGUCAUCCUUCAAGGUAAAAAAAUAUAUAAAAAUUUCAAAGCAGCGUUCUCAUGAAGCUGCACAUUUGAGUGGUGGAAGUUCAAGGUCAAGGUCUCCUUUAAGGUCAAAGGUCAAUUUUUUUAAUUUCAAAGCGGCGUUCUCAUGAAGCUGCACAUUUUGAGUGGUGGAAGGUCAAGGUCAUUGGUCAAGGUCAUCCUUCAAGGUCAAAGGUAAAAAAAUAAUAUUUUUAAGCGGCAUUAUCAUGAAGCUGCACAUUUUGAUAGGUGGUAGUUCAAGGUCAAGGUCAUCCUUCAAGGUCAAAGGUAAAAAAAAUAAUCAAAGCGGCGUUAUCAUGAAGCUGCACAUUUUGAGUGGUGGAAGUUUAAGGUCAAGGUCAUCCUUCAAUGUCAAAAAAAUAAAUAAAUAAUUCAAAGCGGUGUUCUCAUGAAGCUGCACAUUUUGAGUGGUGGAAGUUCAGGGUCAUCCUUCACGGUCAAGGUUAUCCUUCAAGGUCAAAGGUCAAAAAAAAAUCAAAGCGGCUUUCUUAUGAAGCUGCUCAUUUUGAGUGGUGGAAGGUCAAGGUCAUUCUUCAAGGUCAAGGUCAUCCUUCAAGGUAAAAAAAUAAAUUUCAAAACGGUGUAAUCAUGAAGCUGCACAUUUUGAGUGGUGGAAGGUCAAGGUCAUCCGUCAAGGUCAUCCUUUUUUUUUUUUAUUCAAAGCGGCGUUCUCAUAAAGCUGCACAUUUUGAGUGGUGGAUUUUAUUUUUUUUUUGCAUUUUUGGAAGAUUAUGUAAUAAAUGACCACACGCCCACACUAUACACCCCUCUCCACUCCACCCCUCCCUCCUUUGUGAUUAAAAUUAAGAUAGGUCCCUUCACCUUUAAAAAGAAAAAUAGAUGAGCGGUCUGCACCCGCAAAGCGGUGCUCUUGUUAACAUUUAGCAUGGUGUCUGCUCUGUAAUUCAAGUAGUUUUCAUCCCAUCUUCAGCAAACUUGGUCAAAAGUUUUAUCUAGAUGAUCUUAAGGCCAAGUUCGAACAUGGGCCAUGCCAGAUAAAAAACUAGGUCAUGGGGUCACUAAGUGCGUUUAACACAUUCAGCAUGGGGCCAUGUCUGCUCUCUAAUUCAAAUAGUUUUCAUCUGAUCAUCACCACACUUGGUCAGAAGUUGUAUCUAGAUGAUGUGUAGGUCAAGAUUGAACAUGGGCCAUGCCAGGUCAAAAACAAGGUGAGUGGUCACUUAGGUCGUUUAAAACAUUGAGCAUGGUGUCCGCUGUUUUUUGUGAAGACAACAUGCAAAAUAUUCUGUGUCAAUGCAGCAUUUGGGGGUAUUCGUCUGUGACAAAGCUCUAGUUUUUCAUGGAUCUUUUUGUUUUUGGUAUUAAAAUUAUUUAUGGCUGUUACUUGACAAGGGAUGAAGCUUCUGACAAUCAAAUGAAUUUAUAUGUAAGUACCUUUGUUCAUCAAAGGGUUGCUCUUCUUAGGUUAUUAUAACUAUUUGCCAUUAAAAAUUGCUGUUAGUAUUGUGUUAAAGAUUACUGGUUUUUAUAAAAUCGUUGAUAUGUAAAGUCAAUUUAUUACAAAAUAAUUUUUGUUUAAUAAGAAACCUGCUUUUUUAGUUGCAGUAAUAACAUUUGCACUGUCUUUACAGUUUCCCUGGAUAUUUUGCAGUAUUACAGAUACAAGUUCACAAAUGUUCCUAGUUUUGUUCCAAAUGUGAUAUAUAGUUAAUCCUUAAAAUACUUUAAUUAGUUAUGUUUAAAAGAUUGCAUGUGAUUAGCAAGCAAUAUUUGUUAUUAAGCAAUGAACCUGUCAAUCCGUAUGUACAUCCUGAAGACUGUGUUGUCAUCUGUUUUAUCACCUGGGUGGAUCUCCCUCAAAAUUUGACAAUUAAAUGUGUAGUUAAGCAUCCUGAGAGGAAUUUUGGCUGUGACAAGUUUUGUUAGAAUAAUACACCUUUUUCUGUUUUUUUUUUAUGUCCCCCACCACUACAGAAUAAUGUCAAUAUCUCCAAGAUCAAGGUCACACUUUGAGGUCAAAGGUCAAAAAUGCCCAUAAAUGAUCUUGUCCGGGCCAUAACUAUGUCAUUCAUUGUGAGAUUUUAAAAUUACUUGGUACAUUUGUUCACAAUCAUUGGACGGUACAUUUGUUCACAAUCAUUGGACAGUGUGUCAUGCAAAAGAAUUACGUCAAUAUCCCUAAGGUCAAGGUCGCAACGACUAAAAAUAGAUUGAAUUUGACACAAAGGGGGUAACUAGGAACAAUCAGUAACAGUGCACAUUUUGAAUUGUCUCUCUUGAUCAGACUUAUUUUUUAGCUUGACUAUUAUAUAUGAAAUAUAUAUAGUGGAGCUAUCCUACUCACCACGGCGUCUGCGUUAGCG